Molecule: messenger RNA, 1863 nt
Organism: Archocentrus centrarchus (flier cichlid)
Lineage: Eukaryota; Metazoa; Chordata; Actinopteri; Cichliformes; Cichlidae
Gene: cenatac
Product: centrosomal AT-AC splicing factor
Exons: 11
Coding region: 161-1231 (356 amino acids)
Source: RefSeq, a predicted model, not a curated record
CUGUAGCAAACGCUAACUUCCGCUAAGCUUUGUGGGAACAUUGAGAGAGAGAGAAGGUGGAUACGGAAUCAACAAAGAUAAAACGGAUACAUUUGGUUUUAGCUCAGAUCUGGCUUCAUCACGACUUCGGUAUAUGUUUGGUAUCUUCGACGAGAUCUAAAUGGGUGCAUACUACUGUGCUGUUUGUAGACAAACAACAUUCAACGGGAAGGGACACAUCUUUGGAAAAACUCAUCAAAGUAGACUCAGAGUGGUUCUCCUUAAAUUCAUAGAAAAGGUGAAGGAAGCUCGCCGGACACUUAAGAAAGCCCAAGUAGAAAAGUUUGAUUGCACCCAGCACAAGCAGACAUUCUGGUGCUACUGCUGUGGGUGUGAAAUUCAGAGAAACGUUACAGACGGCAACAUGACUGUCCUUUAUGGAGGCUUGUUGGAACAUAUGGCCACCCCAGAACACAAGAAGAAUACGCACAAGUUCUGGUGGGAAAAUAAAGCCGACCCAAAGUUUAGAGACAAGGUCAUCAUCACAGAGGAGGAAACUGAAAGGUUUAAAGCUGAGGUAGCAAAAGCAUUGGAAUCAUUUGUGGAGAAGGAGGAUGAAUUCAUUAAACAGCAAGCUGAGCAUAUACGAGCCCGGGAAAAGCAUCGCCAGGAGGUCUUACAGUCUCUUUUAGAGCGUGAUGCAGAGCCCGAGUUGUUGAACGGACCCAACGGCACAGACACGUCUGUAGAGGAUGCUGUCAGCUCUCAAUUCAUGUGUCAAGGUUCAGACCAGCAGGCGGGGAGCAGCUUUGUCGACUCAAUGGUUGAAAUGCCGUGGACAUCAGUAGGACAAAGCCUGACAUUCAUAGGUUAUCAGGAUUCAUCAAACAGUGGAAACGUUCAUACAGGUGCCGUCCCUCCUUGGCUUCAAGAUGAUCCCCUGGAAGGGACCUCCGGAGCUGCUGCACAGCCAGAGAUUGGCCCAUCACUCCAAGAGUUCCUCAAGCACAAGGAGCAAGAGAAGCUGAGGAAGCUUCCUCCAAACAGAGUGGGGGCCAACUUUGAUCACAGCUCACAUACAGACGCCAACUGGCUUCCUUCCUUUGGAAGAGUGUGGAACAGCGGUCGACGCUGGCAGUCCAGGCACCAGUUCAGGCAAGAAGAAGGUCAGAAGCACAGACAGAAGAGGAGGCGGGAACAUGGCACAGAAGGGUCAAAGAAAAUAAGAACGACUGAUCAGCUGAACGCUUAAAAUUUAGUGUGUGAGAAUACAGAAGCAAAAUGAUGUAUAUACUUUGUAACUUGUGACUAAGGGUUAUAAUAACAGUUUGAGGAGCUGUACUGGAAAUGCUCAAACUGAUAACACAUCCAUAUGUGCAUUGAUAGUACAUGCAUGGGAAAUUGUAUUUAACCAUCUUUACAAAAGCCCAGUUUUCAAGUUUUGCUGUAAAAACAUUAACUUUGUAUAAAAAAAUGGCUACUCAGCUAAGUCCUAAAUAUAUUUAUUAGAAAGUAAGCUCUGUUUCUUGCCCUUUUUUUUUUAUAAUAAAUAAACUGCAUGUUUACACUUGCAACAUGUCAGGACAUUUAAAAGAACUGAUGCUGCAUUAUUCGAUCAACUGUAAAUCAGUGACAUUUAUCAAGUCCUGGAUUCUGAUCAGCAGAGGACAACAUGACUGUUAUGACAAGUGAACAGAAGGGGGCGCAGGGAACUAAAAUAAAAAGCACCUUUGUGUGUUACUGCCAACAUUAAGUUAAUAACGUAGGCAUAGGCAGGUGGAGUUUGUGAUUUUUUUUUUUAUGAUCUGGCUCUGUCUUUAUGUAACAGAAAUAAAACAUAAGUGAUUGAAUACCACUGUGCUUUUGUAGCUAUGCAAACCUGAA